This is a messenger RNA of Anopheles nili, 1275 nucleotides long. Its product is annotated as opioid-binding protein/cell adhesion molecule homolog. The record is from RefSeq and is a predicted model, not a curated record. Lineage: Eukaryota; Metazoa; Arthropoda; Insecta; Diptera; Culicidae. Gene Ontology annotation, cellular component: neuron projection. The coding region runs from base 1 to 1275 and encodes 424 amino acids. The transcript has 10 exons.
AUGAUCUGUUAUAACAAAGCCAAAGUGUUGCGAUUAGUUUGGUUGGUAUUUACCUAUGCUGUCACUGCAACGCUAUCGUCGGAGGUUACGGUUAUCACAGAUCCAAAAUUCAGCACACCAAUCGUCAAUGUGACGGCAGCCGUCGGACGGGAAGCGACACUUACAUGUGUGGUGCAUGAUCUAGGUGCAUAUAAGGUUGCGUGGCUGCGGGUGGACACUCAAACAAUACUCACCAUACAAAACCAUGUUAUUACGAAGAAUAAGCGCAUUGGAAUCACGUACACCGAAAAGAAAACUUGGCAGCUACGCAUCAAGGACAUCCGUGAAUUGGACCGAGGGUGGUACAUGUGCCAAAUCAAUACGGAUCCCAUGAAGAGUCAGAUGGGCUACCUGGAUGUUGUAGUACCACCGGACAUUCUGGAUUACCCGACCAGCACUGAUAUGGUUGUACGGGAGGGCAGUAACGUGACGCUUCGCUGUGCUGCCGUAGGAUCGCCCGCUCCUGCAAUCGUGUGGAGACGUGAGGCUGGAGAUAACAUAUCACUGCAGGAUGGAGAGCAAGUAUCAUCGGUUGAAGGGCCAACGUUCACAAUACCCAAAGUAAACAGACUGCACAUGGGUGCAUACCUGUGCAUCGCCUCCAACGGGGUCCCACCGUCUGUCAGCAAACGGGUAAUGUUGAUCGUGCACUUCCCGCCGAUGAUAUGGGUACCCAACCAGCUGGUGGGAGCGAUCGAAGGGCAACGGAUGACGCUCGAGUGCCAUUCGGAAGCAUACCCUAAGUCAAUUAACUACUGGACGCGCGAGAAGGGCGACAUUGUCCCGCAAGGUGGCAAGUACGAACCGGUUCUGAUAGACAACGCCUACAAAGUGGUGAUGAAGCUAAGCAUCAAGGUUGUGAGUCAGGCCGAUUUCGGGGCCUACAAAUGUAUCGCCAAAAAUUCCCUUGGGGAAACGGACGGAACCAUCAAACUAUACAAGCUACCUAGGAGUGCAAUCAACUCAGUGGAAUCGGUCGACGGCAAGCGAAAAAAUAAAUCCCGCAAAGGAAGUAAUUUCUACGAAAGCAAUGAUUUCACUGAUGAAGAAAUGGAUAGCACUAGCAAGAGAAAAGAUUUGAUAAUUGGCGGUAGCCGGAACGAUGACAUCUAUGAAAUAUCAACGACGGGAGUUAAUGCAGCCUCUUCUUCGCUGGAAGUAGUAUUUUCUUUCUAUCUGUGUGCAGUUUUAAUUCCAACUGUACUGAACUACAUUUCGAAGCUUCAAACAACAUGA